UCUGUAACAAGUAUCAGAAGGCAGAUCUUUCCCCGGAAGAAGCAGCAACAUCCUCUGGACACUGCUGCAGCCCCAGCUCCGCUCAGCCUGUCUGUCAGCGAUGAACGCUUCGUGCUGCCUGCUGUCUGCUCAGCCGCCGCUGCCUAAUGGCUCAGAGCACCUUGCAGCCCCUUCCUCCAGCAACCGGAGCGGCAGCGGGUUUUGCGAGCAGGUCUUCAUCAAACCCGAGGUCUUCCUGGUGCUGGGCAUCACCAGCCUGCUGGAAAACGUGCUGGUCAUCCUGGCCGUGGUCAGGAACAGCAACCUGCACUCCCCCAUGUACUUCUUCCUCUGCAGCCUGGCCGUGGCUGACAUGCUGGUGAGCGUGUCCAACGCCCUGGAGACCAUCAUGAUCGCCAUCGUCAACAGCGACUACCUGACCUUCGAGGACCGGUUCAUCCAGCACAUGGACAACCUCUUCGACUCCAUGAUCUGCAUCUCCUUGGUGGCCUCCAUCUGCAACCUCCUGGCCAUCGCCGUGGACAGGUACGUCACCAUCUUCUACGCGCUCCGCUACCACAGCAUCAUGACGGUGCGCAAGGCCCUGGCGCUGAUCGCCGCCAUCUGGGUGAGCUGCGGCGUGUGCGGCGUGGUGUUCAUCGUCUACUCGGAGAGCAAGAUGGUCAUCGUGUGCCUCAUCACCAUGUUCUUCGCCAUGCUGCUGCUCAUGGGCACGCUCUACGUGCACAUGCUCCUCUUCGCGCGCCUGCACGUCAAGCGCAUCGCGGCCCUGCCCCCCGCCGACGGGGCGGCGCCGCAGCACCACUCGUGCAUGAAGGGCGCCGUCACCAUCACCAUCCUGCUGGGGGUGUUCGUGGUGUGCUGGGCGCCCUUCUUCCUCCACCUCGUGCUCAUCAUAGCCUGCCCCGCCGACCCUCGCUGCGUCUGCUACACCGCCCACUUCAACACCUACCUGGUCCUCAUCAUGUGCAACUCGGUCAUCGACCCUGUCAUCUACGCCUUCCGGAGCCCCGAGCUGCGGAACACCUUCCGAGAGAUCCUGUGCGGCUGCAACGGCAUGAACUUGGGGUAG
Hipposideros armiger (great roundleaf bat) is the source of this 1072-nucleotide messenger RNA. It is a transcript of the gene MC3R, whose product is annotated as melanocortin 3 receptor. Gene Ontology annotation, molecular function: melanocortin receptor activity. Gene Ontology annotation, cellular component: membrane. The transcript has a single exon. Bases 101 to 1072 code for a protein of 323 amino acids. Gene Ontology annotation, biological process: G protein-coupled receptor signaling pathway. Lineage: Eukaryota; Metazoa; Chordata; Mammalia; Chiroptera; Hipposideridae. The record is from RefSeq and is a predicted model, not a curated record.